GGCACUGGCCUCCUAAGCCAGGGAUUGUGGGUUCGAGUCCCAUCUGGGGUGGAAAUCUUUUAAACGCUUAGCGAUCCAACAGGUGACAGAAAGCUAACUGUAGGCCUAGAGAGACAAGAAUGUUAUGCGAAGUUUAGCCUUUAAGGUAGAAAUUCGUCGUAGCGCUUACCUGCCACCGUAUGUAGUCUAUAUUUGACUGAAGGUUUGUAUAUGGAUUGAAUAGCGCUAAUGAGAUUCAUAACGUAAACUCCUUAAUGGUGUGAUUUGAAGUAAAACAUGCAUCGUUUUGCCGGGGGGGUUAUUUUGUGCGUCGUAACGGCGGCCAUCGUGAAGGUUCAGCAUGUUCAGAGAGCCACCGUAUAUUGGGAUGCUGUGCAGAGAUCUGUGGUGCUGAAAGAGGACGCAAUGGAAGAGGAAGGAGAUGCUUUUGGUUAUUUCAACGAUAGUUUGUAUGUUUCUGGAUGGGGAGUGCUGGAAGUACAGGCUGGUUAUGGACAAUUCCAGGAGAACGAUGAAAUUACAUAUUUCUUGGCUGGAUACCUUGAAGGAUACCUUACAGCCCCACAGAUGAUAAACCAUUACCAUAAUAUGUAUCCUCAGAUGAUAAAGGAUAAUAGUGUUUUGAAACGCCUGAAACUCUUUAUAAGUGAGCAGGACUCAUGGACAAGAACACAAGUGAAAUUACAUGCGAAGACUGAUCCUUUGUGGCAUCAUGUGGGUCUUCUAGUGGCUCAGAUGGACGGACUGCAUGCUGGAGCAGAGUACUGGGCCAAAAGCAGACAGGAAAAGCCUCUUUCCAUGUUUGCGGUUCAGUUCCUCAAUGGUAUUGGGGAUUUGCUAGAUUUAAUCCCUGUUCUUAAAAGGCGUUCCAACUCUUCUUCUGACUCCUUCAGAAUGCCCGGCAUGAGUCACUGCUCUGCUCUCAUCAAGAUGUUACCUGGAUAUGAGAAUCUGUUGCUUGGUCACUCCAGCUGGUACACCUAUGCUGCAAGCAUGAGGAUCUACAAACAUUGGGAUUUGAAAAAUAAACAUAAUGGAACAAGCAGACUGUCCUUUAGCAGCUACCCUGGGAUCUUGUCAUCUCUGGAUGACUUUUAUUUGCUGGGAACAGGAUUGUUUGUAACUCAAACCACCAUUAACCUGUUCAACUCCUCCCUGUUCUCUCUGGUGACCCCAGAGGCUUUGCUUGCCUGGCAAAGGGUGCGCGUAGCAAAUGCUCUGGCCUGCACGGGGAAGCAAUGGGCCCAAAUAUUUUCCAAACACAAUUCGGGGACCUACAAUAACCAGUAUAUGGUGGUGGAUCUGAAAAGAGUUUCACUUGGAAAGCAGAUUGAGGAUUGGAGUCUGACUGUUACGGAGCAGAUUCCUGGUUUGGUGUUGUAUUCUGAUCAGUCACAAGCUCUGCGUCACGGUUACUGGGGAUCCUACAACAUACCUUUCCACUCAGACAUUUACCGAAUGAGUGGUUAUGGCGUGAUGUGGAAAAAGUACGGAGAAGACUUCUCAUAUGACCUCUGUCCACGUGCUAAAAUUUUCCGCAGGGACCAGGGAAAAGUCACUAAUCUGGACACUUUGAAAUAUAUUAUGAGGUACAAUGAUUACAGAAAGGACCCAUAUUCAAAGAAGCAUCCUUGUAAAUCCAUCUGCUGCCGAAAUGACCUGAGGCUCCGACGACCUCAUCCAGGGGGUUGUUAUGAUACUAAGGUUACAGAUUAUCACAUGGCCCAGAUGUUUUCAGCUGAAGCUGUGAACGGACCCACUACUCAGAAUGGUCUUCCACUCUUCUCUUGGAGUCGUUUUAAUCGGACAGCUCAUCAUGGGCUCCCACAGAUGUACAACUUUACUUUCAUCAGCAUGCAGCCUUUGCUCUUUGGUUCCAGAGACCAAGCCAGGACUGAUAGGCCUAGUACAGCAUAUGAACAGCAGUCUAAAGGAUACAGAUGAAAGACUUGGAACGGAUUUAAUCGACUUAGCAUCAGAUAUUUACAAGCAGCUUCGUAAAGUCACUGGGUACAUUUUUGCCCCAUAAUUAUUUAUUUUUUUUUGUGUGUGUGCAACUGAAUCCAUAAUACUUCCAAUUAGUGCUGGGCAUGUAUAUGCAAUGAAGUAAAAAAUAUUUGCCCUAACUUGUGUUAAUGACAAAGUUCACGCUCGUGGAUAUUUACAAAUUAUCAAUAAAAUCAAUGUUGACAUUUAAGAUUAAGAUAAGCUGAUCUGAACGAUGUGAGACUCUGCGGUGUUCUUACUUUUCCACUGGAGAAAGCAACAGGGUCUGUUAAUGUAAAAAUGUCCUAAGAGACAGAUAGAUUAGUUUAUUAAAAGCACAGAGAUAAAUUAGGCAUAUGUUAAAAUAUUUUAUUUUAUAUUAUAUUUUAUGUUAUUUUAGAAAUCUGUUUUCUCUUUUUGCAAGCUUAAUAAUUUGUAACUACAGACUGAAUAAACAUUUACUGAAUUU
Messenger RNA from Puntigrus tetrazona (Sumatra barb), 2455 nucleotides. It is a transcript of the gene plbd1b, whose product is annotated as phospholipase B domain containing 1b. Gene Ontology annotation, molecular function: glycerophospholipase activity. Bases 277 to 1944 code for a protein of 555 amino acids. The transcript has 11 exons. The record is from RefSeq and is a predicted model, not a curated record. NCBI's taxonomy places the organism in Eukaryota, Metazoa, Chordata, Actinopteri, Cypriniformes, Cyprinidae. Gene Ontology annotation, biological process: phospholipid catabolic process. Gene Ontology annotation, cellular component: extracellular region.